CAGAAAGCGGCGAGCGUCACAGAGACGUAGAUGGGUGAUGCACUGUCUCCUACAGACAGACCAUAACGUACGGAAGUAUCUGAGAACCAAUGUCAACAAAAGAGAAGGAGAAAAGCUGAACACUUCCAACAAGACGCUUUGGUGAUGAUGGUGCCUGUAAUUGUGGCGAGCUGAUGGAUCUACUGACCAUAUUUUUUUCCAUAUUUGUAUUUUAAUUUGUGUUUUAUGAGACAACGACAGUCAUUGGCUUGUUAGAAUGUCUGUUUCCCGCAGCCUUUACGUUUUAUGUGUUUUGUUUUUAUCAGUUCCUUAUACUUUGGGGCUGUCCUUCGGUGCUGUUUCAGGUCGUUGUGAUCAUUUGCCCAAAAUACUAAAAUCCAGACAAGGAGAGAUUCGUAACUCUGCCCACCAUGCCUGGCCUUCCCAUCCAUCAAACUGCAGUUGGUUGAUAACCUCAAAAGUUGGGGAGCGUGUCAUCAUCAGUUUUUCCCAGUUUGAAAUGAGAUGCGGGCAGGAAUGGGUUUCUGUGGUUCCUCUCACUGGCUCUCCAGCCAAAUUCUGUGGUUCUCAGCUUCCAGCACCAUUUGAGAUGUCAGGGGGAAACAUUACAGUGACACACCACUUCUUCCCUCAUAUCUACCCAGAAACAGGGUUCCAUCUUUCAUAUAUUAAAGACUCAGGUCCCUGUUUUCCAUGGGAAUUUGAAUGUUACAGUGAACGUUGUCUCCCUGCAUCGUGGCGGUGUAACGGACAAGUCGAAUGUCUUGGUGUGGGUGAUGAGCUUGGCUCUGACGAGGACGGAUGUAACUAUGUUAGCCCUGAACCACCCAUAGAUGAUGUAUGUGGGGGAUACUUGGAAGCAUUUUAUGGUUCGUUUACUCCGCCUGUACAAACAGGACAUCCGGUGAAGUGUGUGUGGACGAUUGACCCCCAGGAUUCACGACCACUCAAAUUAGAGCUUCAGCAACUGGAGCUGGGUCCUCAAGACAUGAUCACAAUCACAGACCAGCCCCACGGCACAGGCAACAUCAUCAAAACAAUCAACGAUGUAUCCAAUAACCAAGCAGUGGAGGUGGAGUCAUACACCGGCUUGCUUUCGCUGAUUUACCAUAUGGAGCCUUCAGCGGAAGGGCGGGGCUUUAAUGCGACCUAUCGCAUCAAGGAUUACUGCCUUCCAUGGGAAGAACUUUGUGGAGGAUCAAUGGGAGGCUGUUACACUGCAAAGCAGCGUUGUGAUGGACACUGGGACUGUCCUGAAACAGGAUUGGAUGAGGAAGGAUGCUGGGGCUGCCCGGCUGGGCACUUCCUGUGUGGGAUGGGAGAAAUUCAUCUGACAGGACGAACAGUGUGUUUCUCGAUUCAUGAUCGUUGCAACUACCAGCUUAAUUGUGCGGAUGGGACUGAUGAAAGGGAAUGUACCAUCUGUCAGCCUGGGACAUUUCACUGCGACAGUGACAGGUGUGUGUUUGAGAGCUGGCGCUGUGAUGGACAGGUGGACUGUAAGGAUGGCACAGAUGAGCUUAACUGCACUGUGACCCUGCCCCGAAAAGUCAUAACCGCAGCUACCGUUGGAAGCCUAGUUUGUGGACUUCUGCUAGUCAUCGCAAUGGGCUGCACCUGCAAGCUGUACUCCCUACGCACUCGAGAGUACAGCAUGUUCGCACCAAUCACUCGGCAAGAGGCUGAACUGAUCCAGCAGCAGGCCCCGCCCUCUUACGGUCAGCUGAUUGCUCAGGGAAUCAUUCCACCAGUGGAAGACUUCCCUACUGAGAACCCCAAUGAGUCUGCCUCACUCUCCCUGAGAGGCAUACUACAGCUCCUCAGGCAAGACAAUGCUUCCACUCUGCGGCGGAGACGCAGGCCUCGGUUUGUCCGCAGAGCUGUGCGCCGCCUACGAAGAUGGGGCUUACUUCCUCGACCUGCCCCUAGGACGACACAGACCACCGCCUCUUCCUCCCAACAGACAGAAGCUGCUAAUUCUAGCACUGAGCCCGGUCAGUCAAGUUCUGGAGUCUCCUCAGUGGCUACAGGAGCAGCCAGUCAGUCUUUUCCUCAAAAACUAGCUUUAUCCCUACAGACAGCAACACAGCAGCAAGCAGAGGCUCCUCCUCCUCCUCCCUCUCCCCCACCUCAUUUCUCUAUCCAGCCAAUCGAAGUCACUGAAACACAACAAACCCCACCCGUCACUGUGCCCCAAAGCAGUCCUUACCUGGCAUCUCUCUUCCACAGUCUGGGGUGGAGCAUUUCCCGUUUCAGACCCUCACCGUCCCCUACUUCUCUUCCUCUCUCUGCAUCUCCCUCUUUUUCCUCUUCUUCCUCUGAAGAUGAAGUGCUGCUGAUUCCUCUGUCUGAUGACACAACCUCUGAAGAUGAUGUGCCCAUGCUAACAUGAGCGACUCAUUCUUUCCUGUCCUUUUUGGUUCUGUCUUCAUCUUGUUCUUGCUCUCCUGGCGUUCUCUUUUCAGCACGUAAGCGUUACCAUGUUUGUUUCUUGUGCUGCUUGGUGCCUUAACUUGUAUUAGAGCAUCUGUUUUCCUGACCUAAGAGAAAAAGUAUUGCGUUAAUGUGUGUCAGAGAUAUUUGACAAGCGACUGUGUGCAGACUGUUGUGUUAGUUGUGCACUUAUCUAAAGUGUGGAUAGACGAACAUUUGCACAAAGAGUCUCCCCCAGCUGGCUUACGAAAUCUUCCUCUGUGUGAUCCUGUGCCGCGAUGUUGGUUAAAAAGAUUGAUUUUAGUUAGAAUAGGAUUUUUAUUAUUUUUUUUAUUAUUAUAUCUGCAGACAUGGUUGUGCGAUGUACAUACAUGUGAGUUUACCUCAUAGUGCUACAGGCCACAUAUUUUAUUGUGUGUGUUCCUCAGAAGUGCCUUUGAUUGAGCUUCCUGUACAUCACUAGACAGUAUGUGACUGCGUAUGUGCUUGCGCGUAUGUGCUUGCACGUAGGGCCAAACACACUUGCACAAACGUUUACACAGAUGUAGAACUCAUCCUUGCUAUGUAUAUGGUAGUGCAUGGCAACUGUGGCAAUAACUUAAUAAUAAAGACUUGUGUGUUGUGAGUGAGUGAGUGUGCGUGUGUGUGUUUAUGAGAGAAUGAACUAGCUAAAAGUGGUAAGCCACUCAAUUUAGACAAUCCUUGGAGGUUUCACUCGCACCUCCAUAUGCACCACCAACCUGAAUGACAUCACUAUAUAUAUAUAUAUAUAUAUAUAUCUCAAUAACUCUAAUAUGUCUUACAUAAUGAAAAUUUUAGAUUUCAUUCUUUUCUGGCUCAGUGGACAAUAAACGGGCAACCAGUUGUAGUGCCAUAUCUAUAGUCACUUUGUUUCAACUGCUGGUAUGAUCAAUCAUUUCACUCCUUUUACCUUGUUGAUGUUGUUUUUAAUCUAUGUAUUUUUCAGUGCUGAAAUGUUGAACUCUCAUCUGCUGAAUGGUGAUCGCAUUAGAAAGACAUAGGUGGGAAUUAUCUUAAUUGAUGAUAGUAGGAUGAAUUUCACUGUAUAUAUUUGCUAAACCAUCUGAAAAAUUUGCAAAGAUUAAACUGAUUUGCACUUUUA
Carassius auratus (goldfish) is the source of this 3556-nucleotide messenger RNA. It is a transcript of the gene lrp10, whose product is annotated as low density lipoprotein receptor-related protein 10. NCBI's taxonomy places the organism in Eukaryota, Metazoa, Chordata, Actinopteri, Cypriniformes, Cyprinidae. Gene Ontology annotation, molecular function: low-density lipoprotein particle receptor activity; protein binding. The transcript is spliced from 10 exons. Gene Ontology annotation, cellular component: plasma membrane. The coding region runs from base 257 to 2392 and encodes 711 amino acids. The record is from RefSeq and is a predicted model, not a curated record.